Messenger RNA from Durusdinium trenchii, 1079 nucleotides. The record is from the annotation of a GenBank genome assembly. NCBI's taxonomy places the organism in Eukaryota, Dinophyceae, Suessiales, Symbiodiniaceae.
GCAUUGCGUGGCCAUGGCAUGCAUGUGGCUCAGUCAUGGCGAACUUUUAGUGUACAUGUGUGGCUGGGUUCAUUGAUCGUCACCUUGGUUAUUUCAAAUGCACAGCCGACCGUCACAAGCAUAGUGCUCGGUAUUUUUUCUCCUCCAGCCUGCUGAGCACGCAGCCGCCGCACCGGAUGCAUGAUGGGGAGCAAAAACGCAACAAGUGGGACGUGGUGGAACUGCAGAAACGCGCAGGUGUCAUUGUCGUCCUCGUUGUGGCUUUGCUGGUGCCAAUGUGGAGGUCGCCACCGUUCUGCCACGCAGUGCUCUGCAUUGUUUUGGCUGGAGGAUGUUUAGAAUUUUGGUGGGCAGCUUGCAGUCACGCAGUUGGGACACAGGAAUACAUUCUCUUGACUGUCCUGUUCCUCGGAUGGUUCCUGCCAUCGUUGGCUGGCUUGCAAGUGUACCAAGAUGUGGUCGGGCACAAGUGUUUGGUGGAAUGCCUUGUGAUCCAAUUGGCGGUGGGUGACUCAGCGCAGAUGCUGGUUGGGCGCAGCAUGGGGCGACACUAUGCGUGCCCAACAAUCUCGCCCAAGAAAACAUAUGAAGGUUAUUUGGGUGGUGCUGCAAUCACCUUACUGUAUGCAUCAGUCGUCCAUCGGUGGCCCAGUUUGAAUGUCAUCGUGGCCUACACCUUUGGUUGCAUCGGGGAUUUGUACUUCUCGGUGGUAAAACGCCGCCUGGGAAUCAAAGACUACUCGCGACUUCUAUCCUCCCAUGGUGGCCUGCUUGAUCGCUUCGAUUCCUUCAUCUUCGCCUCCAACGCGCUGGUCUGGAAGGCGGUGCUCUUCGGCUACAGCUGACGGUGGGCGGUGCGAGGCGCCUCCGAGGACGCGGUACGGGCGGCGAGUACGUACGCGGUUCCGAGUGCCGGGAUCACCUCACAAUCCGAGUAUCAGCAAAUUCUGAGUGGACGAAGGAUUGUCAAAUGACUUCUUCGGCAAACUUGGCAGUUCCUGGGUUUGGUCCUGGUGUUAGGCAUUUGAAGCCGGUCUGAAUGGAAUUGGCUUCGGUACAGGCUCGUGACACCAAUUGAG